This is a messenger RNA of Cyprinodon tularosa, 2508 nucleotides long. RefSeq names its product fyn-related Src family tyrosine kinase (gene frk). The coding region runs from base 181 to 1758 and encodes 525 amino acids. The transcript is spliced from 9 exons. Gene Ontology annotation, cellular component: extrinsic component of cytoplasmic side of plasma membrane. The record is from RefSeq and is a predicted model, not a curated record. Lineage: Eukaryota; Metazoa; Chordata; Actinopteri; Cyprinodontiformes; Cyprinodontidae. Gene Ontology annotation, molecular function: non-membrane spanning protein tyrosine kinase activity; ATP binding; signaling receptor binding. Gene Ontology annotation, biological process: innate immune response; cell differentiation; cell surface receptor protein tyrosine kinase signaling pathway.
GGAAGCCUCCCAGGUUAAUCUGUCCUGCUUCCCAUCAGAGCAGUUGGUCAAAGGUCACUGCUGUCCCUCAUUGAUUCUCUCUUUAUGGCAGCAGGAGGAGGACAGUUUCCCUGUGACUGAGGAGCAGAGGAGCAGCAGGAGGAGGACAGUUUCCCUGUGACUGAGGAGCAGAGGAGCAGCAUGGGGAGCAAGGGGAAGUUCUCCUGCUGGGACAGAGUGGCUGCCUGCUGCUGCUGCUGCUGUAAAGCCUCCCAGCAGGCCGAGCAGGAGCGUCAGAGGAGUAAAGACAUCACCAUCAUCCAGAACCAGGCGGUGGCCCCUAAGCUGGACUCGCAGGUGACCCAGCCCUCAGCCAGGCCCCUGCCCUCACCCCCGGGGUUCGUGGAGGGCACGCGCUACGUCGCGCUCUUUGAUUACACGGCUCGCACCGCGGAUGAUCUGACCUUUAACACCGGGGAUGUCCUGGAGGUCCUGGACUCCAGCACCGGGGAGUGGUGGAUCGCCAGGGCCGUCACCGGGAUCUCUGCCAACACAAAGGGAUACAUUCCUGCCAACUAUGUGGCCCCUGUGGAGAGCAUCGAUGCUGAACCAUGGUAUUUCCCAGACACCAAGCGGCAGGAUGCAGAGAAGUUGCUGCUAGCAGAAGGGAAUGCGGAAGGUGCAUUCCUUGUCAGAAACUCUGAAAGUCUGAAAGGGGAGCUCUCUCUCUCAGUUUUGCACCAAGGGAGGGUAAAACAUUACAAGCUCCAGAAACAGGAUGGUAACUACUUUGUUUCUAAGAACAAGUCCUUCCCAACACUGAAGGAGUUGGUGGAAUAUUACUCUAGACAGCCUGAUGGGCUGUGUGUCUGUCUGGGGGAGCCAUGCAGAAAGAUGGAGGCUCCACAGACCUAUGGUCUGUCCUACAACACAGUAGAUCAGUGGGAGAUUGAUCGCAAAUCUCUUAAACUCCAGAAGAGGCUUGGAGCCGGACAGUUUGGAGAAGUCUUUGAGGGGGUGUGGAACGACACUACGCCAGUCGCAGUGAAGACACUCAAAGCUGGUACAAUGGACGCUGCAGAAUUCCUGGGAGAGGCUCAGCUAAUGAAGAAGCUGCGGCACCCUAAGCUGAUCCAGCUGUACGCUGUGUGCACCUUGGAGGAACCCAUCUACAUCAUCACGGAGCUGAUGAAGAAUGGAAGCCUGCUGGAGUACCUUAAAAAGGACAAAGGUGCCACUCUCCGUAUCACACACCAGAUUGAAAUGGCCGCCCAGGUGGCAUCAGGCAUGGCUUACUUGGAGCAACAGAACUACAUCCACAGAGACCUGGCUGCCAGGAACGUACUGGUGGGAGAAAACAACGUCUGCAAAGUGGCAGAUUUUGGCCUGGCAAGAGUUUUUAUGAAAGAAAAUGAGAAUGUAUACGAGGCCAAGGAGGGGAGUAAAUUUCCUGUGAAGUGGACCGCUCCAGAAGCUAUCCACGAUAACAAGUUCAGCAUCAAAUCAGAUGUUUGGUCCUUUGGAAUCUUGCUGUAUGAGAUCAUGACUUUUGGUCAGAUGCCUUAUCCAAACAUGUCAAACAUGCAGGCGGUGACUUGGAUCAGUAAGGGUAACAGGAUGUCCUGCCCAGCGAACUGCCCGAAACCACUGCACAACAUCAUGUUGGACUGUUGGAAGGAAAAAGAAAAGGAGCGCCCAACAUUUGAGACGCUGCAGUGGCAACUGGAGGAAUACUUUGAGAUGGAUUCGUCCUCUUAUGCUGACAGUGCUCGCUAUUAGAGCCAAACCACACUUUGACUGUUAAUGAAGGAUUUAGAAAAAAAGAACGUUUCAAAAUCAAAAAUCACUAAAUUCACCAACAAUUGUAACAUAACUGAUAAUCCCACCUAAUAUGUUGAGAUGAAGGAUUUAAAACUGUUUGAAUUACAGACACACUACUCUUUAUUUUCCUGGAUGCACUUUAAGGUAAAGGUUUUCUGUUGAGUCUGAGUCCUAGCUGAUGGGGAGAGGCCCCAUUCAGAAUGACUGUCACUCUGGACCAUCUGGUUCUGCUGGUUUCAUCAAUAUCACACAUUCUUUCCAACUACUGAACCAUCGCCGGAGGUCACCUGGGAGGAUAUGAAAGCUCCGUCUAAGUCUCUGUCUCAAGGGGUUUUAACAUUGUUUGCCAGAAAUUAUAUUUUAAAGCAAAGCAAAUUCUGGUCCUCCAGCUUUACAAACAAUGUUUGACAUCACAGCAAAGCCCCAGUUAUGUGGUUUUACAGCAUAUCACUGAAGUAUUCUGACACAGCCAUGACUGAGCAGUUCCAAACUCAACUUCUUUCCUGACCUGUUGACGGGCUCAGAUUACUGGCAUGUUUUCUGAACGAGUACACCCUGUUUAUUGAGCUCAUGGCCUGAUUUUUUUUAAAUAUUAUGAACAAAUUCCUGUUAAAUGUGUAUUAUAAUCACUGAAAGCAUUUAUUGAACAAUAACUGUAUUUUAACUUAAUUAUACCUAUGCCUUACAUAAAUAAACAAAUUAUAUUUA